This is a messenger RNA of Cetraspora pellucida, 2574 nucleotides long. The record is from the annotation of a GenBank genome assembly. NCBI's taxonomy places the organism in Eukaryota, Fungi, Glomeromycota, Glomeromycetes, Diversisporales, Gigasporaceae.
AUGACUAAUACUACUUCAAAUCCUGGUAAAAGACCAACCUCAGGGUCUGUAGAUGCUGCUACUUCACGCGAAAAAAGAUUAAAAACAAUAGCUUGUGAUAGAUGCCGGCGGAGAAAGGUUAAAUGCGAUGGAGAUGGUUAUAAUCAUUUACCUUGUAAAUAUUGCACUUCUGUUGGUUUAGAAUGCACAUACGGAAAGAACGCAGGCCGCGCAAAUACCAAUCAAUCUCAGAUAGCAUCUUCUACUAGAACAAACGCCUCUUCACAGUCUAAUCGUAACCCUACUCGUUCGAAAUCCACAUCUGCGGCAAAUAGUCAGCAGUCUACGUCUCGUCAAAGAAGAGGUUCUCAAUCUAAUCAGAGUACGAAAGCUACAAAAAAAGCAACCUCUUCCACAAGCACGUCUUUUUCUAUCGUCACGUCUUCUUCGAAUACAAACACAAACUCAAAUCGAAUUAUUCCUCAAGUAUUACCUAUACUUGAUAAUGAUCUUGAAUAUUUGGUUAAAUUGUUUUCUUCUAUGUCUUUACAAAAUGAAGAUCAAGUUCGUCAACAAUUUGGUCAUUAUAUAUCACAAUUACAGGAUGAAAAAGAAUCAAUUUCGAGACCUCAUGUACAUGACACUCAAAAAUUAGAUGAAUUUUCUCAUAGAUUUGUUACCUCGUAUUUCGAUAAUUUUCAUCCUACAUUUCCAGUGUUACAUAAAACGUAUUUUAUUGAUAGUUUUAGAGAUGCAAAUAAAUCAAUGCCACGUAUCUUAUUAUAUGCCGUUUGCGCGAUAGGUUCAAAUUAUUUAGAUGAUUCAUUGAUUAGAAAAGAUUCUCACUCUCUCGGUUUAGAAUAUUAUGAACAAGCUCAAGACAUGAUUAGCCAAAAUCUUAAUUAUCCAAGAUUAAGUACCGCUACCGCACUUCUUCUAUUAGGAAUGAUUGAUUCACGAAGUUUUAAAGGUAUUACUUACAUUGGAAUGGCUACAACAUUUGCUACCGCAAUGAGAUUACAAGAUAAGAAUGCAUCCGAAGGUUUGUCCACUAAUGAAAAAGAAGCCAGAAAAAGAUUAUGGUGGAGUAUUAUGAUUGUCAAUAACCUGCAAUCAAUGACCCUUAACCGCGUUCCAACUAUCUCAGAUAAAUAUUGUACAAUUGAUUUUCCCGAAUUUGAAUCAUUAUUUGCUCAUGACGAUUCUGAAUCAAAAACUACAGAAUAUUUCAUACACUAUUAUAAAAUUACUAAAAUAAUGUAUGAAAUAUUAGAAUAUAAUUUAUUUGAAAUUAAUAAUAAUAUUGAAAAUAUAACGACAAGAUUAGAAGAAAAAUUAAAGAAUUGGGAAAAAGAAUUACCACCAUAUUUACGAAUAGAAAAUUGUGUUCCAUUGACGAUAUCUUUAACGACGGAAAUAACAAUUGAACACCUCCGGAUCUAUUUAUGCAUUCUCUAUAAUUAUGCAAUGAUUAGAAUUCACUAUAUCAAUAUUACGUCAGAUCACAGCAUGACAAUUUGUGCAAACGCAGCAAAUAUUAUCACAACAUCUAUAAAUAAGAAUUUCUUGAUCAUGAUUAGUAGUACCCCAUUUAUUAAUCAUUGCGUACUUUAUGCAGGAUUUAUUCAUAUAUUAAAUCUCAAGAAACCAAUGCGUGCAACUGAAGCUAAAAAUAAUGUUAUACAUACUCUCAACUUAUUUCAAAGUAUGCUCGGUAUAACAUCAUUACAAUAUAUACAUUCGGGUAUAAAAAAUUUGGUUGCGAUUUUCACAUCUCAAUUAGAGAAUAUGGUAGAUAUUGAUGAGAAAUUAUUGGAAGUUGCCAAAACUGUUUUGGCAUCAAUUUCUUGUAAUUCUAACAAUUCAGCAGCAACAAAAACGCAAUCAAUUCAACAACCGACUAUCAGCAUGCUUCCACAUACAGUAUCAACAAGGUCACCACAAUAUUCACCAAUAUCACCGGUAACAAAUUGGAUAUCGCAUCAAACUCAUCAAACAAAUCAACAACAACGUCAAUCAGUUUUUGCUACAUCGCCAGCAUCAUUAUCACCAAUAGAUCCACCACCGAUAAAUCCAAUAAAUUCAAAUAAACAUGAAUCAAAUUCAAUAGGAAAUUCAACAUUGUUAAUGGUUGAUAAUUAUUCAUCUCAAUACGGACAUUCGCAGCAUAGAAAUUCUACAGGAUCGUCUACGUCAUCACUAACCAUAGGUAGAAAUGCGACGUCUUCGUUAACUAUGCCAUCAUCAUUACCACCACUUGGAACUGCAAUACCAGCUACUAAUACAACAUCAGCAUCAUCAAUACAAUAUUAUUUAGCAUCUAAUAAUACAAGUCCACCAUCUAAUAAUAUGUCUAGUAAUAUGAGUAUUGGAGGAAGUUAUGUUACAGGAACAGAAAUUUCGGGAGGAUUAGCUGGAAUAUCACAAAUUGGAGGAAUUGGAAGCGAAAAUUCCGUUCCAAUGUUGAAUGAAACUUUAUCAGGUAUCUGUAUUGAUAUCUGUAUUGAUAUCUGUAUUGAUAUCUGUAUUGAUACCUGUAUUGAUAUCGAUAUUCGGUUUUAUUCGUAUAAAAAGGAAUUAAUUUGGUACACUUAG